This is a messenger RNA of Trichomycterus rosablanca, 1344 nucleotides long. RefSeq names its product retinol binding protein 1a, cellular (gene rbp5). NCBI's taxonomy places the organism in Eukaryota, Metazoa, Chordata, Actinopteri, Siluriformes, Trichomycteridae. Gene Ontology annotation, molecular function: fatty acid binding. The record is from RefSeq and is a predicted model, not a curated record. The transcript has 4 exons. Gene Ontology annotation, cellular component: cytosol; nucleus. Bases 171 to 587 code for a protein of 138 amino acids. Gene Ontology annotation, biological process: fatty acid transport.
UUGAAUGUGUGUCGGGAGCGCGCGUGCGCCGCCCCGCUCAUUGUGAUCCGAUCUGAGUGUGUGAGCAGAGAAACUGAUCCGAUUUUACUGAGGAAGAAGCUUUACAGAUCUGAUCAGAACCACCGAGACCACAGCGAGGGAAACCAGAUCAGAAUAAAUUAUUAAUAAUCAUGUCCAAACCGAAUUAUACUGGAGUUUAUCACUGGGUCUCUCACGAAAACUUCGAGUCCUAUCUGGCUGCACUGGACAUUAACAUUGCGUUGAGGAAGGUGGUGUGCAUGCUGAAACCCACUAAGCAAAUCGAGCAUGACGUGAAUUCAGGAAACAUGAAAAUCAAAACCCUCACCACGUUUAAAAAUUUCGACAUGGACUUCAUGCUGGGACAGGAGUUCACCGAGGACCUAGGUCCUGUUGAUGGCAGAAAGUGCCAGACUACAGUAGAUUGGGAUGGUGAUAAAUUGGUGUGUGUGCAACGAGGAGAGAAAGAGGGACGAGGAUGGACACACUGGCUCGAAGGCAACCUGCUCCACCUGGAGCUUCGUGUGAACAACGUUGUGGCAAAGCAGGUUUUUAAGAGAGCAGAAUGAGAAGCUGCUUCCCCAAAGUGAUUAAUUCAACAUUCCAAUCAUCAGAAAGAACUUGUUUCUACUAUUAGCAUUUUAAUCAGAUAAUUCUCAUUUAAAUCAUUUGUCCAGGCCAGAGUUUAACUUCAGAACUAAACGAUAUUUUAAUUAGUUUAAUAAUGAUUGUAACCCAGAAGAAUGUGCAGCCUUUAAGCAUUAGAUGAUGAUUAGCAGUUAGCAUGGAACACUGGUUGUAUUUGGUGGAAACGUUUGUUGUAUCAUUUUAAAGGAAAAUAAUGUUUAAACUGUAAGCAUCUUUCAGAAGAUUCCUACAAAUGCUUAUCAUUUAAAGAACUACAGAUUCUUUCUUCACAUUCUGUCAAAAAGAAAAAUUAAUUCAUUUAUUCGAUCACGGUUUAACCUCAUCAAUACCCAAUAAAACUGUAGUUUCAGUGUUUGACCUCUGAGUGGCGCUCAAGUGCAGGCUGUAUAGUGAACAACCUUAUGCAGAUUUUAAUGCAGAAUUACUCUUAUUUGUUAAAUUUGACAGAUUGGAGACAAAAUUCAUUGCUAAAGUUAAGGAACCUUUAAAUGUCAAAUUCAGUAAACUGUGUUCGUUGUACAGGACGUGUUCAUUUACUCUCAUGUCAAGAUGGAAUUUUUACAGGGGUGCACAAACUUUUGCUGAUUGUGUGUUUGCUGUUUGUAUGUAGAUUCUGAUGCACUACAUUUCUAUAGUUGUGACAUUUCAUGCCCUGUUAUAAAAGACUUUUUAUCUGGA